Didymosphaeria variabile is the source of this 792-nucleotide messenger RNA. RefSeq lists its product as uncharacterized. Gene Ontology annotation, molecular function: GTP binding; GTPase activity. Lineage: Eukaryota; Fungi; Ascomycota; Dothideomycetes; Pleosporales; Didymosphaeriaceae. The transcript is spliced from 2 exons. The record is from RefSeq and is a predicted model, not a curated record. The coding region runs from base 1 to 792 and encodes 263 amino acids.
AUGUCCACAGUCCACCUCAACAUCACCAUUCUCGGCGAGUCGGGCGUCGGCAAGACCAGCUUCGCCGAUAAAGUUUCCCACGACACCCAAUAUUGGCGCUAUGCUCCGACCAUAAGCCCAGCUUUCGCGCACAUGAGCCUGCAAGUUGACGGCGACCUCUAUGACCUGAAUUUCCAGGACAUCAGCCUGACGCCAAUCAGGGUUAGGGAACCUGGGUUUGCAGAUGCUAUAAUUAACAGUGCUUUGAGAAGCUCGCGAGGUGUCGUGCUGUUGUAUGACAUUACGAGUGAAGAGAGCUACAGACACGUGACAGAGUUUGGUUGGACCUAUUUAUGGGGGUGCAGAGACCCGGGGGGACAGUCGCGGAUCGGCGAUUACGAAGAGGAAUACCACAGGUUUCCGAGUGAGACGAGAAAAUUUGGGUGCGUGCUGGUUGGGAACAAAGUCGAUCUUGUCCAGGGUGAUAAUAGCGAGAAGAGGGAGGUUCCCAAAGAAUUGGCUGAGGAAUGGGCCAGCAUGGUCGGCGUUGAGGCGUUCGAAGUCGAUAGAUAUGACAAGGGCGUGCUAGAAGAUGUUUUGAGAGCUUUGAUAAGGAAUACAAACUGGGCGAGAAGAAGGAAUGAGGAAGACAGCGAGGAAGACAACGAGGUAGUGAGGGAUAGGCAGAAAACGAAAGAAGAGACCGCGCAGGAACCCGAAAAGCGGAAAAGCACAAGCGGGAGAUUUCCUGCAUUCACAAAACUGAAAGAUAUUCUUAAAAUGACGAGGCGGAGACCAGAAAGAGAAGAAUGA